Molecule: messenger RNA, 3346 nt
Organism: Panicum virgatum (switchgrass)
Lineage: Eukaryota; Viridiplantae; Streptophyta; Magnoliopsida; Poales; Poaceae
Product: disease resistance protein RGA5-like
Exons: 3
Coding region: 96-803 (235 amino acids)
Biological process (GO): defense response to other organism
Molecular function (GO): ADP binding
Source: RefSeq, a predicted model, not a curated record
UUGCACAGCGCAGCAACCCACCAGCCACCACCGUACCAUAGCUACACCUACACGAGCGAGCAACCCAGCUCGUCGAGAGCGAGCCCUCGUCCAUCAUGCAGGCGGUGACCGGCGCCAUGGGCAGCCUCAUCCCCAAGCUCUGGGGUCUGGCCCAUGCCGAGUACAAGCUGCAGACAGGCAUGAAGGAACAAAUCGAGUCUCUCGCGCUGGAUCUUGAGAGCGCGUACGCCGCACUCCGCAAGGUGGCCUCUGUGCCGCCGGACCAGCUCGACGAGCAGGUCAAGCUCUGGGCACGCGAAAUCCGGGAGGGGUCCUACGACAUGGAGGACGUCCUCGACACCUUCCUUGUCCGAGUCGAGGGCAGCAAUGAUCCUUCCGGCAAGGACAGCAAGCUCAAGCAUCUCAGCAAGAAAAUGGCCAACUUGUUCAAGAAGAGCAAGGCACGCCAUGACAUCGCCGGUGAAAUCGACAAGAUCAAGAAGCGUCUCCCGGAGGUGAAAGACAGGCAUGCCACAUUCAGCGUCAACGACAUUGUCUUCAACCGCGUCGCAUCGUCGUCGACAACUGAUCCUCGCCUGGAAGCCAUGUAUAGGGAAGUGAAAGAGCUCAUUGGCAUCGACAAGUCGAAGGCCGAUGUCAUUUCCAAGCUGGGGGAUGAUGGCUCCAACAAGGAGAUGAGGAAGAUAGUAUCUAUCGUUGGAGCUGGUAGGUUGGGCAAGACAACUCUUUCUCGAGCGGUGUGUGAUAAGCUCAAACCCCAAUUCAGUUGUAAAGGCAUUUGUGCCACUUGGCCAAAACCCUGACCCAAAGAAAAUCCUCAAGGAAAUUCUUAUAGAUCUCGGAUACAAUGAUUUUUCGAAACUUGCAAUAUUGGUGCACGAAAGGCAGCUUAUCAAUGAACUCCGUAGUUUCCUCGGAACAAAAAGGUACUUCAUUGUUAUUGAUGAUAUAUGGGAGGUAGAAACUUGGAGAAAUAUCAAAUCGGCAUUCAUUGAGAAUAAUAAUGGAAGUAGAAUAAUCCUAGCUACUCGCAAAUUAGAAGUCACCACUGGUGAAGUUUACAAGCUUCCACCACUCUCUAAUGAGAACUCAAGAAAGUUGUUUUAUACAAGGCUAUUUGGUGAAGACAAGUUUCCGGAUAAUCAAUCAAGUGAGGUACACAAGGCAUCUGAAGAAAUUCUAAGGAAAUGUGGCGGUGUACCAUUAGCUAUCAUCACAAUGGCUAGUUUUUUGGUGGGCAAAUCAUGGGAACAAUGGCUUGAGUUGCGCCAUUCUCCUGGUUUUAUCCAUGAUAAAGAUACUAUGUGGAUAUUGUCUCUUAGCUUCAAUGAUCUUCCUCCUCAUCUAAGGACUUGCUUGUUGUAUCUAAGUGGAUUUCCAGAAGAUUCUUUUAUUGCCAAGGAUCAAUUGAUAUGGAAGUGGAUAGCGGAAGGUUUUGUUGAAAAGGAACAAGGGAUGCGGUUGUUUGAGGUCGGAGAGGGAUACUUUAACGACCUUGUAAAUAGAAGCAUGAUCCAGGCAGCUAAGAUAAAAGAGUGGGGUACUAUUGCUGAUAUCACCCAUGGUUGUCGUGUGCACCGUCACGUGUCUCAGGAAGAAAACUUCUUUUUCACUAUAUCAGAUUCAGAUGAGGUUGUAGCUGCCAUGUCAUCAAGAAGCAAGGUACGCAGGUUGGCCGUUCAAAGCAGAACCGAAGAGUACAUAGUUACUCCCAGGGAUAAUAUCCCACAAGUGAGAUCAUUUCUUGCAUUUAUGUGUGAUAUUGGAAAGCUGGUCUCAUUUCAGGGCUUCAAACUCUUACGUGUGCUAGCUUUAGAGGCCUGUGAAAUAUCAGAUCAGUGUACCGUCAAUUUGGAGCAUAUCGGGAAAUUAAUUCAUUUGAGGUACCUUGGGAUAAGUAACAUUAAUGUUGACAACAAGGUGGUGUUGCCAGAAGCAAUAGGAGAUCUCAAGUUUCUACAGACACUGAACCUGACGUAUAUGGGCGGUUGUACCAAACUAGAAUUUCCGUCGAGCAUCAGCCGGCUAACACAGUUGGUAUGACUACGUACUAAUGAUGAGCUGCCGAAUGGGGUACUAGGGAAGCUAACGUGCCUAGAAGAGCUAGAGGUGGUACAACCUUGGGUGUCUAACAAGGAAUCCAAUAGGCAGUUUGGAAAGGACCUGGGCAACCUGACCCAACUCAGGGUGCUCAGGAACAGGAUUGGGCUUGUCCAUAAUCAUGAGAGCCAUGAAUUUGAUUCGUUGCAGUCCAUAAAAAAACUCCAGAGGAUCCAACAUCUGUCACUACGCACUUGUACUGGUGAACUUUUACGAUCGAGUGCAUGGUGCGCACAAUUAGUUCUCUCUCGUGGUUUAAGUCAUUUGGAGUUCUCAGAGAUCCACUUGAAUAUCCUGCCGCCAUGCAUCGAUCCCUCUCGUCUUGUCAACCUCUCCCACUUGAAGCUUACCGUGCUCAAUAUGGAUGGGCAGGGUCUGGAAUCACUCAGCAGGUUGCCACAGCUCCGGCACCUCUGGCUGGAAACAAGGUCGACGGUAACGUUACCUAACGUUGCUGGCAAUGGCCGCUUCCAGAUGUUGAGCCGCUGCUCUUUCCCAAAGUCAACGGUUCGGUUCAUGCUGAAUGGGGACUCAAGUGUCUCAUUUACUAUCUGGAAUGGAAGCGAUGAUAUGGACUUUGUUUCAAGCAGAAAGGAGGAAAGAGUAGCACUGGCUGUUAUGCCAAACCUUCAAGAGCUCAAGUGUGUCCUGUUUACCGUAGGUGCUUCAGUAUAUGAUGGUGGUUUCUAUGACCUUCUCGGCUUAGAGUACCUCAUUUCGCUUCAGAAAAUUACAGCAAACUUCUGUUGUUAUGACACUGCUAAAGAGGUGGCGGAGGAAGAGAAGGCUGCACUGAGGCGGGUGGUUGAAGCCCAUCCCAACUACCCCAACCUCAAAAUAAAGUACUCCAUACAGCGCCAGGGCACGCUAUUGAAGCCCUGCAUCUGAAGCAGCACUCCCCAAAUCAAAUGAAGAGGUGAUGAUCGGGCAAUUGACAAGCAUUACUCUCGUUACGGAACGAAGACACGAUAACAUCACCGAAUCAACAACAGCAGAGAAGACCAGAGGAGAAGACGAUCAACCCCAUUACUACAUACCUAGCUUUUUCUCUUGAACCAUUAUAUUUCGGUUCAAUUCAAUGCAUGCACGUAUGUACGUGCCUUUUUACUAUUCCUGUCAUAUUAGUUCUUCUACACCAGCAUCUCGUUAAAUUCUGCUUCCCCAUUCUCUUCUCUUGAUCUUUAGGUGUAUGCACAGACUCGCUACCUUUGCUUCACAAUUGUCUUUAUAUACUGUUUCCUGAAUC